AUGAACGGUUGGAGCAAGAUCCAAUCGAGCAUAUCGGGGCUGCAGCUUGGUAAUUCUGCCAAUAAGUUCGCUAAGGGCCUCCAAAGUUCUGUUCAAGCAACCAGGGAGCGACUCGGCGCCGUAAACCCUGAGGACAUCACGGAACUUCCUUCUGAGUACAGGGAGUUAGAGGCGCGAGUUGACGCGUUGAAGGCCGCCCAUUUGGCAUUCUUGAAGAUCGCCAAGGUCUACGCAGAUAGCUCCUAUGAUUAUCCGACACAGAUUCAAGAGUCUCUCGGGGAGUUUGGCGCGACCGUUUCACACAGCUUAACUACCUUUGCUGCUACUAACCUUAAGGGAACGGCACUCCCCGUUCCAAACCCUAGUCCGCCAACUUCCCCGACAGUGAAGACGCUUCCCCAUGCCGUCUCAAGAGGAGCCGCCGUUGCUGCUAGAGCUCUGGAGGCACCUGGAGGCCCGGAGACGCGCCUCGGGCAAGCGCUGAAAGAAUACUCUCUUGCAUAUGAAAAGAUUGGCGCUGCCAGGCUCGAUCAGGAUGAUGCCAUUGUCAAUAGGUUCUUAGCACCAUGGCAGGUGACGCUGAACAACUCGAUCACUCUUGCUAUUAAGGCGAGGCAAGCCGUUAGAGUAAGCCGAUUGGAGCUCGACGCUGCCAAGCAAAGGCUGAAGGGUGCAAUUGGCCCUAAACAAGACCAGGCAAAACUUGAAGUUGAGAAUGCUGAGGAUGAUCUCGUCCAAAAGACAGAGGUUGCUAUUCAAUUGAUGAAGACGGUUCUUGAGAAUCCAGAGCCUAUCAAGAAUUUGAAUGAGCUCGCCAAAGCUCAACUACUGUACCAUUCACAGAUCACUGAAACCCUCCAAGCAGUCCAAGGCGAGAUCGAGGAGCUCGCUGUAGCCGCUGAGGGCGAGUACAGAAAAUCGCGAGACCACUGAGCGUUGCGUAAACAGUGGUACAAAUCAUGAUGGAUGGACAAUAUUAUCCUCAUUUUCAUUUUGCUAUGACGUUUGAAUUCUCUUUCGCCCAACUGCUAGUGUUUUGAAAAUAUGCAGAACUAGUGCGGAUCGUUGUAGUAUGUACAAAUGAUGGCCAGAAAGAGCGGUACAGAACAACAGAGAGUUCUAGAAAAUUGGGUC
Cantharellus anzutake is the source of this 1134-nucleotide messenger RNA. RefSeq names its product BAR domain-containing family protein. The transcript is spliced from 9 exons. Lineage: Eukaryota; Fungi; Basidiomycota; Agaricomycetes; Cantharellales; Hydnaceae. The record is from RefSeq and is a predicted model, not a curated record. Bases 1 to 933 code for a protein of 310 amino acids.